Messenger RNA from Condylura cristata (star-nosed mole), 1599 nucleotides. It is a transcript of the gene ZNF524, whose product is annotated as zinc finger protein 524. NCBI's taxonomy places the organism in Eukaryota, Metazoa, Chordata, Mammalia, Eulipotyphla, Talpidae. Bases 440 to 1216 code for a protein of 258 amino acids. The record is from RefSeq and is a predicted model, not a curated record. Gene Ontology annotation, cellular component: nucleus. The transcript has a single exon.
GCUGCAGGCUCCUGCGGGGUGCGUGCCCCCCGGCCCACUCGCCUCCCGCUUGCCACUCCGGCAAGCAGCGCCUGGCACCAGCGCUUUGCCUCCAGUCCUCAGCACCUCCCCCUCACACAUCUCUGAAGCCCGUGUGCCCCAGGUUGCUAGAUCAACGAGGGGGCUUGUCCCCCCCAAAGGGCUUCCCGGUUUUCAAGCACUCUGCCCUGCCUGGGGAGGCCAGGGAGUCACCCCGCCCCUGUGAGGUCCUCUGGCUGCUGUCCACCAGCCCAGCUGGAGAGGCGUCCAGGGGAAGGGCAGCCACAGCCUGGGCAAGAGCCUCCAACGGGGACGGGCGAGGUGUGGGGGACACAGGGAGCUCCAGACCCUCCCUGCUCUGACGGCUGCCCCUCUCUCCUCUUAGCCUGGCUCCAGUGCCCAGACCCAAGCCCCCCAGCCAAUGGACACCCCCAGCCCAGACCCGUUGCCUUCGUCUUUGCUCGGGGAGGAAGAAAAACCUCAGGCCUUACCUCCUCCUGUUCCCCGGGGCCGUCGAGGCCGACGUCCCGGGGGGCCCACCUCCUCGAAAAGGACACUCAAGGCCUCCCUCCCUCGCAAGCGGGGGCGGCCCCCCAAGUCAGGGCAGGAGCCCCCGCUGGUGCAGGGGGCGGCAGCCCCGGCCGGCAGCGGCGGUGGCAGUGACCUCCUGUUGAUCGAUGAUCAGGGUGUGCCCUACACAGUCUCUGAGGGGUCAGUGGCAGGAGGGACCGAGGGGUCCGGCCCCAAGAAAGCACCCCACUUCUGCCCCGUGUGCCUGCGGGCCUUCCCCUACCUCUCUGACCUGGAGCGCCACGCCAUCUCGCACUCGGAGCUGAAGCCGCACGAGUGCAAGGACUGCGGCAAGACCUUCAAGCGCUCCAGCCACCUGCGGCGCCACUGCAACAUCCAUGCCGGCCUCCGGCCGUUCCGCUGCCCGCUCUGCCCGCGCCGCUUCCGCGAGGCGGGGGAGCUGGCCCACCACCACCGCGUCCACUCCGGGGAGCGCCCCUACCAGUGCCCCGUCUGCCGGCUGCGCUUCACGGAGGCCAACACGCUCAGGCGCCACGCCAAACGCAAGCACCCCGAGGCCAUGGGGGCGCCCCUGUGUCCCCCGGACCCAGGGCCUGAGCCGCCGUGGGACGACGAGGGUGUCCCGGCCACAGCGGGGGCCGAGGAGGGGGAGGGCGAGGAGGUGUAGCGGGGAAACGCCCCCGCCUGAGCCGCAGGCCCGGCGGCCGCUCCCUGGGCCGGACACAGCGCGAUCAGCAGGGGCGCGCCUGGGCCCCACGGUCUGCACAACCCGCACAACCCGCGCCGGGGUGGAGGCUGGGGGCGCACAGCCUCGGGGCCUGCCGCCUUCCGCCGCCCUCGCCCAGACCGCCUCGGAGGCAGGGCCCGCGGAAAUAAAGCUCUGCCUCCGGCCGCCUGUGUGCUCAGUGCUCACCCCGGGUCGCCGCCUCGGCCACCGGCGCCUCGUUUGCGCGACGGGGGAGAGUGACCGCGGCGGCAUUGCGUUCCGCACCGGCCCCAGGCACGCCCUGUGCGUCCACACGGGGGAAACACUGAACGUGUGUGUGUGUG